Messenger RNA from Helianthus annuus (common sunflower), 2058 nucleotides. Its product is annotated as protein FAR1-RELATED SEQUENCE 5-like. The transcript is spliced from 7 exons. Lineage: Eukaryota; Viridiplantae; Streptophyta; Magnoliopsida; Asterales; Asteraceae. The coding region runs from base 1 to 2058 and encodes 685 amino acids. Gene Ontology annotation, molecular function: zinc ion binding. Gene Ontology annotation, biological process: regulation of DNA-templated transcription. The record is from RefSeq and is a predicted model, not a curated record.
AUGUAUAUUCAGUUGCAUACGGUUGAAGAAGUUGAAAUUGAAUGGAAACUAGAAACCCUAGGAGAUGAAUGUAGAUCGGAAGUGGGGGCCGAAGAAGCUGUGUUUAUAGUUUAUCACAUGAUGCGUUUUACUGAACGUAUUGCUUUUUAUGCUUUUUAUGCUUUUAUAAACUUUAAAGAUAUUAUUUCUAAGUGGGAGGAACGUCUAUGUACAAAGAGUGGAAGAAAGUUUUUCAAACCUAAAGUCAGUGGAUCUAUUACACCUGCUGUUGGAAUGUUUUUUAAGUCAUUUGAUGAGGCUUUUGCAUUUUAUCAGAGAUAUGCACUUGCUGCAGGUUUUUCUGCAAGAAAAAAUACUUCUUGGAAAAAUGUUGGUGGUUUAGUGACAAUAAGAGGUUCAAAAAGAGUUGGAUGCAAUGCUCAUGUGAAACUAAUAUUAGAGAACAAUAUGUUUAAAAUCUACUACUUUGAAGAAGAACAUAACCAUAUCUUUGUUGAAGAUGAAGAUAUUCAUUUCUUGCCGGCUGCCAGAAGUAUCGAUUAUGUGAAAGAAAGUUUUAUAUCUGGAUUGUCUGCAAUCAAUAUUGGACCUGUUAAAGCAUUCAAUAUUAUGAAAACAAUGUAUGGUGGUUUUGGUGAAGCUGGUGCUAGUAAAGUUGAUUGUAAGAAUUAUAGAAGGGAUUUGAAUUUUUACAUCGGAGAGUAUGAUGCUGAAAUGGUAGUUAUGCGUCUUAUUAGGAAGAAAGAAUGUUGUCCUGGCUUCACAUGUGAUUAUGUUAUUGGUGAAGAUAGAAGAUUGAAAGGGCUUUUCUGGGCUGAUGAGCAAUCAAAAAAAAAUUAUACAGUGUUUGGUGACAUAUUUGGUUUUGAUGCUACUUAUAAAUUAAACAAGUAUGAUUUGGUUUUUGUACCAUUUACUGGUAUUGAUAAUCAUUUUAGGAAUGUCACAUUUGGUGGUGCAUUACUUGGUUCGGAGACUGCAGAUUCUUAUAGAUGGCUUUUAAGGUGCUUUCUUAAUACUUUUGGAAGUGAGCCUAAAGUUGUUGUUACUGAUCAAGAUGCUGCAAUGAAGAGAGCUAUUAAGGAUGUACUUUCAAGAAGUAGGCAUAGGUUAUGUAUGUGGCAUAUAUGGGAGAAAUUGAAGACAAAGGUUGGUCCUGUUUUGUCAGCAAACACUGAUUUUAAUACAAGAAUGACUCAUGUUGUAUGGAAUGAUACUAUUAUUCCAGAAGAUUUUGAAACUGAGUGGCAUUCAAUAAUGUCUACUUUUGGAUUGGAAAAUCAUGAGUGGUUAAAAGAUAUGUACGAUCUUCGAUUUGAUUGGAUUCCUGCUUAUUACCAAGGAGAGGAUUUGGCUGGACUUAUGCGUACUACGUCAAGAUGUGAAAGCGAGAAUUACUUCUUUGGUCAGAUUUGCAAUCCAAGAUGUACACUUGUGGAAUACAGCAAACAAGAAGAUGGUUUAAGUAUAAGUUGUUCUUGCAAACGGUUUGAACAAUUUGGUAUAUUGUGCCGCCAUAUAUUUUACGUAUUACGGUAUGAAGAUAUAAGUGAGUUUCCUAGAAGAUAUGUUCAUAGAAGAUGGAUGAGAGAUGUUGUUUCUGUUGGAUCAAAUCAUUCCAAUAUUCGGUUUGAUGAAAUUGGUAGGAAUAGUGCAAUUGAUAAAGUUUAUAGAGAAAUUGUUGUUGCAAAUGAGUAUGUGGUUAAUAGGCUGGUUGGCGAUUUAGAUGAACUGCGUCGUUACAGGGAUCAUAUUAAAAGUUAUAUUGAUAAAGCAGAUGAGGUUAUGGUUGCUGUGCCGCCUCCUAGUCGCAAAGAAAGAUUUGCUGAUAUUGGAGGGAACUUAGAAAAAUCGGAUUCUAUGAUUCGUGUCCCGAUAAAAAUAAGGACCAAAGGAUGCGGUGUUCAAAAAAGGUUCAAGUCUAAUCGUGAGAUUGCAAUUCAGAAAUCAUCAAAGAUCCAGAAAUUGUGUCGUGUAUGUGGUGGAAAAGGACAUAACAGUCGCACAUGUAAAGAUAAGGUUUCUGCUAAUGCUAUAGGUUCUAGCAAUGGAAUGUAA